Drosophila eugracilis is the source of this 1224-nucleotide messenger RNA. Its product is annotated as replication termination factor 2. The record is from RefSeq and is a predicted model, not a curated record. Bases 218 to 1117 code for a protein of 299 amino acids. Lineage: Eukaryota; Metazoa; Arthropoda; Insecta; Diptera; Drosophilidae. The transcript has 3 exons. Gene Ontology annotation, cellular component: nucleus. Gene Ontology annotation, biological process: mitotic DNA replication termination; site-specific DNA replication termination at RTS1 barrier.
CACAUAUUAAUCGUUGUAAUCGACACAGCUGACUGUGUAUAUGAGCAACAUUUCUGUAAAAAUAAAUAAAAAUUGAAAAUAGAACGUUAAUUAAACAUAAUUAAAACCAAAAAGGUUUUAAAUAUAUAUACUUGUUGUUCAUUUUGGAUCUCAGGUUCCAAACAAAAGACAAGCGAAGAAAAAGUUUGGAAACCUUAAAAAUAAUAUAUAAUAAAUAAUGGGUUGCGAUGGUGGAACCAUUCCCAGGCGUGAUGAGUUGGUGCGUGUGAAGCAGAAGCCGGAACAGAAAGACAAGGAUGCAGAGCGGGAGUUCCGCUGGCGCCACUGCGCAUUGACACAGCAACGCCUUCAGGAACCGAUAGCCAUGUGCGGCAUGGGCAGGCUUUACUCCAAGCAAAGCGUAAUCGAGAGACUCCUUGAGAAAGAGCCGAUGCCCGAGACCGCGGCGCAUGUAAAGAGCAUGAAGGACAUCCGCCAGCUUAAUCCCACACCUAAUCCUGCCUUCACCGAAGAGGACAAGACAGAGGGUCUGUUGGACACACGCAAUGCUCCGUAUAUCUGCAAGCUGAUUGGCCUUGAGAUGUCCGGCAAGUUCCGCUUCGUUGCUCUGUGGAGCUGUGGAUGUGUGCUGUCCGAACGGGCAUUAAAACAGAUCAAGGGAAACGCAGCCAGCACUUGCCCGCUUUGUCAGGCUCCGUACAGCGUCGAGGACGUUGUUGUGCUCAACGGAAAUGACGAGGAUCUGGAGUUGAUGAGGGUUAAAAUGGAGAUGCGGGCAGCCAAACGCAAGUCAUCCAAGAAGGAGAAAAAGGGAGCCAAAAAGACGGAGGUUAAAACUGAACCUGAAGAGCCUCAGGAACCAGUGGCGUCAACAUCCAAGUCUGCUGCUUUAGAAAAGCCAACUACGAGCACGAAAGUCAAGGCGGUGGCCCAGCUUAAACGACUUGGCGCGGUAAACGCUAUGCAGGAUCCCGAGCUAAAGCGCCUUAAGAGCGACUUCAGCGUGGCCAAAGAUCCCAAGGCCAGUGACGUCUACAAAUCGCUUUUUACUUCGCAUAAGACCGAGAAGGAUCAGGAGCGAGCUCACUGGGUCACCUACAAUCCCUUUUACAAUUAGUCUGUAUUUAGUUUAAGUUUGCUGUUCCAAAUCAGUCAUUUGGAGACUUGUUCUUAGCCUAAUCGUAUAAACCAGACACAGUUCAAAAAUAUACAAUCGAAAAUGUA